CAUUUGACUCCGACAGUGACACUAGAUUUAUGGAUUUUAAGAUUUGCCUGCGAUUUGUGAUUUUGUAAUUUGUGUUGAGUCGGCAAAGGGGAGUUUCGUGUUGAUAAUUUCAAACAUUAAUAUUACUGCAUUGAACUUACUCAAAAACCAACAAAAUGUCUCGACAAGUAUCACGGCUCGACGCCAAGAAAGUUAAUUCCGAACUUCUAACGCUUACAUACGGCGCUCUGGUGUCUCAAAUGCUGAAAGAGACUGAGAAUCCUGAAGAUGUGAACAAGCAACUGGAAAGAAUCGGCUAUAAUAUGGGCGUGAGGCUGAUUGAAGACUUCCUGGCUAGGACUACGUCGACUAGGUGCUUGGAAAUGAGGGAAACUGCUGAUAAGAUACAGCAAGCUUUUAGGCUAUACCUCAACAUGCAACCCACAGUCACAAGCUGGAGCAGUUCCGGAGAUGAGUUCUCUCUGGUCUGGGACCAGUGUUCCCUCAGCGAGUGGGUGGAGAUGCCCAAUAACGGCUUGAAGUACUGCGCCCUGAUACCCGGAGCCAUCCGAGGGGCGCUUCAGAUGGUGCAGCUUGAAGUUCAGUGCUGGUUUGUGCAGGACCAGCUGAAAGGCGAUCCAGUAACAGAACUUCGCGUCAAAUACAUCAAAAGACUGGAAGACGCAGUGCCCGCCGGCGAAGAUUAGACUUAUUCCAAUGAUAAUUAUUAUUGUUUAAAUAUAUUUCUAUUAUUAUUUAUAGAUACCCUAAAAAUAUAAGUAUAUUAAUCUAUGCAAAAAACCUGCUCAUUUCAAAAACCUAUCUCAGAAUUUAAUGUAAAAUAAUUUGAUUUUACGUUAUUUUUAAAUAAUGUGCUAUUUCAUUCUGCCUUGGGGUUUUAAACACAGAGACUUAUCUCAGAAAUAGUUGCUGAGUUUUUGAGUAAUCAUUAAAACUUACCUACCGGUGUUUUUAAGUACAUACACUGAGGUGUUAAGAAUUGAAUGAACCUCUUUACAUAAUACUCUUCCAUACUUUACUUUCGCUGUAGAAGCUACCAUCAGUCAUUGAAAUCAUCAAAUGACCCCUCCAGCUGUGGGUUAGCAGCGUGAGAGAGCGUUAGACUUCCUGACUAAAACCCACCAUAUUCCUUCUUAAGCCCCUUAUGUGCCAGGGUCGCGUAACUCUCUCGAACAAUCCCGUAGGCCCGGCAGGCAUUAUUCGUUUUUAGAUUUAAAACCAUCCUGAAGUAGACAACUGUAUUUUUGUUUUCUUUUUAUGACAUAAGAAGAAGUAAAUGCUCUUAUUAUUUUUUACAAAUUAGGUAUUGUAUGAAGUAGGAAUCGAUUAUAAUUUAUGUCAUAGUCAGUUUAUUAUUUUAUGAUGCUGUUUUCAAUAGAAAGUUUUAUAAUCGUAAGUGUAAGAUGAAUGUGAAACAUAGUUGUUGUUAAAGAAAAAUGUUUGCUCGAAGUAUGGUUUAAAUUGAAUGGGUUUGAAUAAUAAUAAUAAAAAAUAAAAAAAAAAACAGAAUUUGGGUGAUAUAAAAAAAAAGAAAUUAUGAUCAAUUUUACUUUUAAAGCAAGAAAAAUACAGUUAGGCGCUUGUUUCUUGUGAAAAGACUGGGAGUUGAUCUCAACCUGUCUAAACGUAGUUUGUGAAUGUCUGAAGGCACCUGAGAUAAAUAAUCACCAGUAUGGAGAAAAUUACCUUCGUAUCUGAAACGUGGAGAAAUCCAUGGACAUUGUCUAUUUUCUCUAAAGUUUUAAGAUACAGUCCAGACCUAAACUACUCGUUGUUUCAUUUAGGGUAUUUCUGAGUAUAUUUCUGCAUUUAGUUUAAUAUAAAUAAUUAUGUAGGUACUUUUAUUGUAAGUAAACAAAAUUGUUUCAUAUAAUUUUGUAUUAUUACCUGUAAACUAUGAAAAGAAACGGAAUAAAAUUGAUAUUCUAUAA
Molecule: messenger RNA, 1931 nt
Organism: Helicoverpa zea (corn earworm)
Lineage: Eukaryota; Metazoa; Arthropoda; Insecta; Lepidoptera; Noctuidae
Gene: Bet3
Product: trafficking protein particle complex subunit 3
Exons: 4
Coding region: 156-686 (176 amino acids)
Biological process (GO): intra-Golgi vesicle-mediated transport; endoplasmic reticulum to Golgi vesicle-mediated transport
Cellular component (GO): cytosol; TRAPP complex; cis-Golgi network membrane
Source: RefSeq, a predicted model, not a curated record